Messenger RNA from Glarea lozoyensis ATCC 20868, 249 nucleotides. RefSeq names its product Sm-like ribonucleoprotein. Bases 1 to 249 code for a protein of 82 amino acids. Gene Ontology annotation, cellular component: nucleolus; sno(s)RNA-containing ribonucleoprotein complex; P-body. The transcript has 3 exons. Gene Ontology annotation, biological process: mRNA splicing, via spliceosome; maturation of SSU-rRNA. The record is from RefSeq and is a predicted model, not a curated record. NCBI's taxonomy places the organism in Eukaryota, Fungi, Ascomycota, Leotiomycetes, Helotiales, Helotiaceae. Gene Ontology annotation, molecular function: RNA binding.
AUGGAGAACGGAACAGCAACACAGGGUGAAGGCAGAGACCCCUCUGGUUUCUUGAGCGAAAUCAUCGGAAGCCAAGUGACCGUGAAGCUCAACAGUGGUGUCGUAUACAAGGGAGAGCUUCAAUCGGUAGAUGGUUAUAUGAACAUUGCGCUCGAGAAGACUGAGGAGCAUGUGAAUGGUGUCAAGAAGAGAAGUUAUGGUGACGCUUUCGUUCGGGGAAACAAUGUUAUGUAUAUCUCAGCGGAUUAA